AUGAGUAGCCCAAAGCGCAGAAUCGAGACAGAUGUCAUGAAGAUGCAAGAAUUCUACGUUCGUUUCAAGGGCCCAGAAGAGACACCAUUUACCGGAGGCCUUUGGAAAAUUCACGUCGAAUUGCCUGACCAGUACCCAUACAAAAGCCCGAGCAUCGGAUUCGUCAACAGAAUUUUCCAUCCAAACAUCGACGAGCUGUCGGGGUCGGUCUGCCUUGAUGUGAUCAACCAAACGUGGUCGCCCAUGUACGACAUGCUCAACAUUUUCGAGGUCUUCCUUCCCCAGCUCCUCCGUUACCCCAACCCUUCGGAUCCUCUCAACGGAGAGGCAGCCGCGCUGAUGAUGAGAGAACCCAAAGCAUAUGAGGCAAAGGUGAAAGAAUAUGUUGCCAAAUACGCUAGCAAAGAGGCUGUGGAUGAAGCGGGCGAGGACACCGAGUCUGAAGAUGAGCUAAGCUCGGCGGGGAGCUACGAGUCUGACGGCGAACAACCUGCGGGUACAAUGGACGAUGUCUGA
Messenger RNA from Penicillium hordei, 516 nucleotides. RefSeq names its product E2 ubiquitin-conjugating protein UBC8. Gene Ontology annotation, cellular component: nucleus. The record is from RefSeq and is a predicted model, not a curated record. The transcript has 7 exons. Gene Ontology annotation, biological process: ubiquitin-dependent protein catabolic process; protein polyubiquitination. NCBI's taxonomy places the organism in Eukaryota, Fungi, Ascomycota, Eurotiomycetes, Eurotiales, Aspergillaceae. The coding region runs from base 1 to 516 and encodes 171 amino acids. Gene Ontology annotation, molecular function: ubiquitin conjugating enzyme activity.